Molecule: messenger RNA, 1383 nt
Organism: Uloborus diversus
Lineage: Eukaryota; Metazoa; Arthropoda; Arachnida; Araneae; Uloboridae
Exons: 6
Coding region: 1-1383 (460 amino acids)
Cellular component (GO): extracellular region
Molecular function (GO): chitin binding
Source: RefSeq, a predicted model, not a curated record
AUGUUACGUCAAACAUUCCAGGACCGACGAUAUGCAGGCAAUAGACAAAAUGGUGGAAACGAAUGGAGCUGGAAUCGAGGAGAACAAUUUAUGGAAGCGCAGAAUAAAGAUUUCACACAAUCUUCAUGGUCCUCAAACAAAGGAGACGGCGGAACGUCAAAGGAAAGAUCUGACUCUAAGACAAGUAGAGGCAACUCUUGGAAUUCGCAAUCUUGGUCUUCAAAUGAGGGAAGUGACAUGGGGUGGAGCAGUGAACCACAAGGCAAUAACAAAGGCAGUGACUAUCCCGAUGAGGGAGGCAGCUCCGGAGGAAAUCUGGAAACUCUUCUGAGAGGAGUUCCUGGAAUGGACUUCCCAGAUUAUCUGACAGUGCCAAACACUGAUUUCGACUGCAGCAGAAUGCCGACGAGAGGAUACUAUGGCGAUGUAGACGCAGGCUGCCAGGUGUUCCACAUCUGUCAGCCAGGAAACCGCAAAGAUUCGUUCCUUUGUCCUAUCGGGACCAUCUUCAACCAAAAGUAUUUUGUUUGCGAUUGGUGGUACAAUGUCAACUGUUCUGAUACUCCAUCAUACUAUGACUUAAAUGCAGAGGUGUAUAAAGAAGUUUCCAUGACAACUGAAGGUAUUUCGAGCACGACAGAGAAAUCAUUGCCCUGGAAUCCACAAGAUUUAGAUAAGAAAAGACCGACAAAAAGUUGGGGAAAUCAAGGAUCAACAGGAAAGCAAAACACACGAAAGCAAGACACGCCCACCAGACGAGGCAAGUCUGACUCGGGAUCGAGUCGAGAAGUCGUCAGCAGUACAUGGAGUCAGUCUGACAUCCAAAAAGAAGUGACCCACUCCUGGAGCACGUCGAGUGGCAGCACGUCCGGCAACUACGGAAGCCCCUCUUUGUCCUCCAACGCUGUUGUACCGACAGUCAAGCCGAUCUGGUAUGGAAUUGAUGGACAACCAGCAAAAGAUCAGUCCAAUGGAAUGAAAAAGAGAAAUGGUUUGGUGCAUUCGUCUGCACCAUUCGGAACGAGGAUGAAAUCAACCCCAAUGGCUACCGCUGGCACUUGGACUCCAGCAGAAGUACACCAGCCCACACCAUCACCUAUACGGAACAACGGUUUUCAACCAACACCAGCAACAAGAGCCUGGUUGAAGGUGGACGACAUCCCAGAAACUUCUAUCGUCCCAACAGGUGUGAAAGGAGUAUGGGAGCAGGAAACCACCAGACGAUCUGAGCAAGGUUCACAUACCAGAACGACUAGCACAAAUCGCAAACUAUCUGUUGCUAGUCAAGAAAACCGAGUUGUAAACAAAAAACAGCAAUCUCUAGAUUCGUCUAAAUUUUGGGGACAACGACAAAAGUUUCACGCGUCGCAUGUCACAAAUUAA